AAUAGGUAGGCCUCACGACGCCGCUAACGUCUUCGAUCGCGAGACGAUCAUUCGCCACCUUUCCCUCCGUAUCUUUUUCUCGAUAUUUUCCUCUUUCUCUUAUUUCCUGUUUCUCACGCUUUUACUCUUUCCAUCUCACCCCAACGGCUCGAGAAUGCGAGAACGCGAGUCGUAAUCUCCCCGUGUGGUCCAUGCGCGCGCGGAGAGAGAGAGAGAAAGGAGGAAGAAGAAAGAGAGAGUGCGCGGCGCUCCGUUUCGCUGUGAGGUCCAGAUUCCAGACGAAACAACACCCCGCGGAGGAUGCGACCGAGGUCUCAUCGACGAGUCCUCGUGUCCUCAUAUACGCGAGGCGUUUAAGGGUCAAGAUUAACGUUAAGCUGUAUCACUCGGCUACGGCGGGCUUGUCACCGGGGACGAGCAGCGAGACGACAUCUCUCGCGAGGGUGUGUGCGAAAGAACCGCGAGAGGACCGUACAGAGAGAGAGAGAGACGGAGAGACGGUCGAUCGAUAAGCACCGAAAAGCGGAGCGGAAAGAGCGGCCGCGGCGGCACGAGUCCUCCGGAGCCGGAGCGCGGUCCUAGAGAACGCGACGAUGCUGCGUGCGUGAUCUCGCCGGUCGUCAGAGUGACAUACGCGAUCGUUUCACGCGAUGUACGCGCGCACGCGUGCGUGUCCACACACAGGCGGGACGGUGAGGCGCGAUCUUCGUGCUUCGUAAAACACCUCCGAAUCCUCGAGGCGAACGUUUCCUCAAGUCAAGGUGGAAGGGACGCGGAUCUCCCAUCCAGUGUCGGUAUCGACGAAAAGUGGCCCUGAAAUCUCCAAGUUCCAUGUGCGAUCGAAUGCGAAGUGUGAUUCCCGAGGUACCCGGAAUCUCCUCGGGUAUCUCUCGGACCGAUCGACGUUGUCGUACAAAUACACAGUGUGCCCGAAAUUCUCAGACGCAAUAAAUCCGUUCAAUAUUAUCGCGAGUGCACGGAUAGACCUCGGUCGUUUGUGUUUGCGUUUAAUGUUCCAGAUGUUUACCAAGGAGAAUUGUUAUACAACAAAUUGUUGCAUACAAGGAUCUUGCUGAUGCGCGUUUUAAAGGAAUUGAUACUGCGGAAUUUCGGAUGACAAUGUGAAACGGAAGCGAGGAGGGCUGUUCCAUCGUACGUGGUAAUAUGUCAUUGGACGAAAUCGCAGAAUAAUGAUCUACGACACACGGCCGAAGCUGGCGACUGUCGCGGGUCAGACGAGACGCACGUGUCGUCGUCGACACGUGUCUGUACACGACGGCGGAUUGUUGCUUCGAAUCAUCCUGAUUUGUUGCUUCAUCACAGUGACCUGCGGUUCUAAGCUCAGGCAGGGAAUGAAUAGGAAGGACUUUAUGGGGUCGAAAUCAUCAAAAUAUUCAUCUCAACAUUCGCAAAUUGGUUAUUGCGAUUUGGACAUAGAGUGCGACUGGUCCUGGGACGAAUCCCAUGGUUUCAAGAAAGUCAAGGCGUCACGCACUAAUUUGUCAAGACUUUUUCCAAUCACAGACGCCAAUAAUGCCUCAAAUGGCCAUUUUUUGUGGUUCAGCGGCAAAGGUCAGCGGCAAGACGCCCAAAUAUCGUCCAAAUCGAUUCCUCGCACAGGUCCGCAUUGCCGCAUUGAAUUUUCGCUUUAUAUGGUGGAAAUGGAAAAUGGAUUCUUGAAUCUCGUCAUACAAACUAACAAUAUGAGCUCCAUUGCGGUGACAAAAAGCGGAAAUAACUCCGCCACAUGGAAAAAAAUGAGUUUCUCAUUACGUGCAAUCGAUCAACCCUAUAAAUUAUUUAUAGAAGUUUACGUACCCCAUUCUAAUGCGAGCAUCGGCAUUGAUAACCUUCGCCUAGUUAAUUGCUUUCCAGAAUUUAUUGGGGAUUGUACCGAAAAUAUGUUUCGGUGUAACAACGGCUCCUGCUUGAACAAGACCCGUGUCUGUGACUUCACGAAAGAUUGCGCCGACGGCGAAGAUGAGGCGCUCGAAUGUGACAAGAUACCAAAGAACGCAAGAUGUAAUUUCGAGGACAGUUGGUGUGGAUGGACAAAUGUUCCUGAGAGACCUCUAAAUUGGACCCUACAUAAGGGUCCCACGCCCACUGAAAGAACUGGACCUAGUUACGAUCAUACUUAUCGUAAUAAAACUGGAACGUAUGCAUUCGUAAAUAUGGCUAAAUCUGUUCCAUAUGGCAGUCGAGCUAGCAUAGUAAGUCCUCUGUAUAAUCCAACACCACCUUACAGCAGUGAUCCUAAAAGCCCUUAUUAUCGAUCGUGUCAGAUACGUUUUUUCUACAACAAAUAUGGUCCACAUAGUGCAUCUCUUGGACUGUUCUUGGUCCAAAUAAAACCAUACGCAAAUUUAAGCGAUAACUUGUGGUGGUCUUACGGUGGAGAUAAAAGCGACGUUUGGAUUAACGAAGCCAUUGCUCUACCUGAUAUAAAAUAUAGAUACUACUUAGAAUUCGAAGCGGCAAAAGGGUUUUCUCCAAAAAGUGAUAUAGCAAUCGACGAUAUUUCCCUGAGUCCAGAGUGUUUCGGCAUUGGAGUUCCACGGAAUGUUGUAGGUGACUUUAAUUAUUAUAAUCCUAUGAUUGAAUCAGAAAAGGUGCCACUGCAGCAUUCGGAUUUUAUAAAUGAGACAGUUAUCCGAAUUACUACUUGCGGGGUUAUCGGCAGGAAAGGCCCUACUCGCGAGAACUGUACAGGAAUAUAUAAUAACACGGAUGUAAAAUUGUUUGACCCGAUAAAAAAUCAGGAUGUCGAGGAAAGAUCAGCUUUGGAUUUGGAGGGAGUCCAACGGUGGACAGCACCUCGUGGUGAAUAUUACACUAUAAUCGCCGUUGGAGCACGAGGAGGACAAGGCUCGAGUAAUACCGGCCUCUCUCUCGGUGCGCUUGUUCGUGGAGUCAUAGAACUCCAGAAAGGCGAUCAACUAUAUUUUAUGAUGGGUCAAGAGGGAACGGAUGCAUGUGCCAAAAAUCUCGGCUUAAAGACAACCACUUGUCCAUCAUCGGAUCAAAUAACCGACUUAUCGCAGCAGACAACAUCAAAAGUACGACAAGUGAAGAGAAUUGAGUUUAAAAAUCCAGGUGGCGGCGGCGGUGGUGCGACAGCUAUCUUGACAUUGAAAGCAAACGGCGAUCCGGAACCUAUUCUAAUCGCGGGUGGCGGUGGCGGUUUGGGGUUGAAUCCGUCUUCGGACAAUGGAUUACAGCAUGGGCGCGGUCCCUUUCCCGCGGGUAGACAUUUAUCUACUCCGUCCCUUGUCUCAGAACGCAUGGGUGGACCCGGUGCUAGUUGGAACGGUACAUGGCCUAAUUUCCAAAAAAAGGCUUGGGGAAUGCCAUUAAUUCAUGGAGGUGUAGGAGGUCAGGGUUGCGAAUCCGGAAACGAUGGCCAUGGUAACGGAGGCUUCGGCGGAGGUGGAGGCGGUUGCCAAUCAGGGGGUGGUGGCGGUGGUUAUGUUGGCGGAAAUGCCGGGCGCAAUCAAGGAAGUGGUGAGGGUGGUUAUUCAUAUGCCAGUCAAAAGAAGCUCACUGAUGUUUAUUUCAAAGCUGCAGCUCAUUCUGGCCCGGGUGAGAUCUUCAUCAUUCCCGCGAUCAGCGGUUGCAAUUGCGAUUACCGUUGUGUCGCUCUCGAUCAAUACAUGAGCGAGACCAAGUGUCUCUGUCCUCAGGGUUGGUUGCUCAGUAACGACUCCAAAUCUUGCAUCAUGGCUGACGAUACCAAGGGUGGCCAACACACAUACAUGAUCCAACUAGUUGUAGUCAUUGGCCUGUUCACUAUUAUUGGAAUUUGCCUAAUAUCUUAUAAACGAUAUAAAAAACAGAAAGCACUUUCGCAUCGCCGUCAAGCAAUGUUUGGUAAUGGCACCGAAUUAGCUGCAUUGCGUCCAGGACACAUAUCGGAUACGAUGAUGACCGAAUUCAACCCCAAUUACGAGUUUGCCGGCAAUCUCUACAGUUUCAAGGAUUUGCCGCAAAUACCCCGAGAUUGUAUUACUUUAGUAAAACCCCUCGGCCAAGGCGCCUUUGGCAUAGUUUACCAGGGCGUGUACAAAUACAGACGCAAUGAAGAACAACCCGUCGCCGUUAAAACAACGUCUGUAUCCACGACGCACGUAGAAGCUGAUUUCAUGACGGAGGCAUUGAUAAUGAGCAAAUUUGAUCAUCCUAACAUAGUACACUUUAUCGGUGUCUGCUUCGACAAACAUCCGAGAUACAUCGUUCUCGAAUUAUUAGCCGGAGGUGAUCUCAAGAAUUUUUUACGUGAAGAACGGCCUCGUUCAGACCGAUCUACAUCAUUGACGAUGCUAGACCUCAUUAUGUUCAGUUAUGAUGUUGCAAAUGGUUGUAAAUAUAUGGAGGAAGCGCGUUUUAUACACCGCGAUAUUGCUGCUAGGAACUGUUUAUUAACCACUAAAGCACCGGGCCGCACCGUUAAAAUCGCGGAUUUCGGUAUGGCCAGGGACAUUUAUCGAAGCGAUUAUUAUAAAAAAGACGGCAGGGCGAUGCUGCCCAUAAAAUGGAUGCCACCUGAAAGCUUUAUGGACGGCAUAUUCACUACGAAGACCGAUGUCUGGUCUUUUGGCGUACUUCUAUGGGAGAUUAUGUCAUUCGGAUAUAUGCCCUACACCGGAUGUGGAAAUCCCGAAGUCAUAUCGUUAGUACGAUCCGGUGGACGUCUCGCGCAACCCACGGGAUGCCCAGAUCCCAUAUAUGGAAUCAUGAUGAGGUGUUGGUCUUCACAGCCUGAAAAGAGACCAAGUUUCGCCACCAUUUCCGAAAGAAUCGGUUAUUGUUUGCAGGAUCCUGAUGUGAUAAAUCAACCCCCGCCUAAUUUUGACAUAUUGGCAAUCUGUAAUGAAAUGGAAGGAAGAUGCAUCAACGUGCAAUCUGAUUUGGAUGGCGGUUAUAUGCAACCAAAACUCAUCGAUCCACAAUCCGUUGCACGUCGCGUGGAUCAAGCUAUGGGUAGUACCUAUGAUUCAGAAAAUGAAAAAUCGAUCGAAGACUGCAAGUUGUACGGCGGGUCUUAUACGAGAUCGACAGGAUGUCAUCAAGGGACACUCAGUUGUAACACGUACGCUUCUAGCGUGGAUGCUUUUGAGCAAAAUUACAACAGCGACAAUGAUCAUGAUGAAGAUCGUGACGAUGAAGUGACCGCCGGAGAUUGCAAGGGCAAACUCUAUAGGAUUGAUCGACAAGACAACAGGGCAAUUCAUCGAACCAGCGACAUCGAAAAGCGCGAUAACAUAGAUAACGGCAACAACCGUCCAGAGGAUGAAUGUCACAUGACUGCCAACAUCGAUAGUGCAAUAACGGAUCGUAAAAACGGCAAUGAGAGUACAACGACUACCGACACCAACAGCGACUCUCUGAUAGCGCAAUCCUCGGACACUCCGCCCGACACGAUAACGAAUUCGUCACCCAAUACGCGCACUUGCUCACCAAGUCGUAUCAUCGGCCUCAACGCUAACGUUAGUAAUGUGAACGGAAUGGUAAAGAAGAAUACUCUGAAAGCGACCCUGAGUCUGGACCCAAGCGCGCUCAGCAGAGGCACUAUCCCUUACGAGAUCACAACACGAACACGCUCAAGCACGCCGGGCAGUAUGGAACUAAGGAAGGACUCCCUGGGUCACGAACUGCCAAGGGAGGAAGAGUGCUCCUGCUGAGAUUUAUCCGAGGGGGGUUGACGAGACUGUCCGGCCGCGCUCGGCUGCAAUGUUGCUCAUCGGUUGCAGCUGCAACGAUCGGCCACAACGACUGCGAUUAUAAGGGACACGCAACUCUCCUCGCCUCUGUGGGCCCAGGACAACGAAUCACGUCGUUACUAUUCCGAGGAGACUCUACUGUGAAUGGAAAUCACAGAAAAUCACGAAUCUGUCUUCAUGGGCUUUUUUAUGGAAAUCAAUGUUGGGCGCUUUUUUCGUUGUCCGGGGGCCAUAGAGGAGAGGGGAGUUCUACGAGUUGCGAUUGAGCUCUCCUCGCCUCUGUGGGCCCAGAACAACAAAUCACGUCGUUACUAUUCCAAGGAGACUCUGCUGUGAAUUUCUGUGAAAUCACAGAAAACCGCGAAUCUGUCUUUAUGGACUUUUUUAUAGAAACCACUGUUGCGCGUUUUUGUUAACCUGGAUCCACAGAGAGGCAAGGGGAGUUCUACGAACUGUGUGUCCCUUUUUUAUGGAAAUAAUAUUGUCUUUUUUCAUGCGCGUCUAACAUUGGUUUCCAUAAGAAAGACAGGCGAAGAAGACUUCGAAAGAAAAAAAAAUUGUUACAAACAAAAGCAAAACAGGCAAAUUAUGUAUAUAAUUAGCGCGCGCGCGCGCUCGCAUACUCUGCAAGGUGAUCUCGUCGAGUAAACUUCCUAAUUCCGUAAUAGUGAUGGGACAGGAAUUUGUAAAAUUAUUGAUUCGCGUUAAUAUGGUUUUCGAGCGUGAAUUAAUCAGAGUGAUAUAACAGCUCGUGAAGUCAACGUUAAAAACGUGGAUAUGUAUUUGGAAAUUGAAGAUUGAGAAAUGUUUUUGUGAUGUAUAUACAUUUGACAUUUAAAGGUGUAAGAAACGCAGUAGUCUUGUCUUCGACAUAAAGUAAAUCCCUGGUUGGAGAUAGUACGGCCGUAUUGUCUCCUGUCUGUCUAAACAAUUAAUUAUCUCAGCGGGCAUCAAUAGGGAUUAAUUUGAUAUUAUAUGGUUAUAUUUUCGAGUCACAUAACAUCAAAUUGAUCCCUAUUGAUGCCAGCAGGAUCAUCAUCGGAUAUGGUCGGAAAAAAUGUUACACUGUAAUAUCGAUGUAAAAAUCUCCGUAGGCUGAUCGUCUACCUCGUGACUCAAUCUCUCUCUUUAAUCGAAGAAGAGACGACAAUCUGAACAUGAUCUUCGUCGUCUCUUCUUAGAUUAAAGCGAUUAAAGAGAAAACUAAUCAUUAAUGCUUUGGUGCACCAUCACUACCGUAAAGCGGACAGUGAUGAAUGCGUCUUGAAAAUAGAGAGGGGGGGAGGGAGAAGGAAGGAAAUAAAAAGAGCAAUGAGCCCUUUUUUAUUUUUCUUACAACGACGAUGUAUUUUACGUGCGCGUAGCGUAUGAAAGUCAGCCACUAUGUAUCUGUAUGUGAAACGUAAUAAAGGCGUGUUUAUGAAAGUUA
Molecule: messenger RNA, 7149 nt
Organism: Wasmannia auropunctata (little fire ant)
Lineage: Eukaryota; Metazoa; Arthropoda; Insecta; Hymenoptera; Formicidae
Gene: Alk
Product: ALK tyrosine kinase receptor
Exons: 25
Coding region: 1191-5681 (1496 amino acids)
Biological process (GO): regulation of neuron differentiation; positive regulation of kinase activity; protein phosphorylation
Cellular component (GO): signaling receptor complex; membrane
Molecular function (GO): ATP binding; transmembrane receptor protein tyrosine kinase activity; protein binding
Source: RefSeq, a predicted model, not a curated record